Molecule: messenger RNA, 4156 nt
Organism: Amblyraja radiata (thorny skate)
Lineage: Eukaryota; Metazoa; Chordata; Chondrichthyes; Rajiformes; Rajidae
Gene: ksr2
Product: kinase suppressor of ras 2
Exons: 19
Coding region: 277-3174 (965 amino acids)
Biological process (GO): calcium-mediated signaling; protein phosphorylation; Ras protein signal transduction
Cellular component (GO): cytoplasm; plasma membrane; cytosol
Molecular function (GO): ATP binding; protein kinase activity
Source: RefSeq, a predicted model, not a curated record
UCCCCUCUCCCCUUUGAUUGGCAACCAAGAUGUCGGUGGAGAAAAAGCUCCCCGGAGCAAGCUGUGGGCAACGGCGACAACAAGCACCUGCAGCAGGAGCGCACCGCUCUCCAUAGCAUCAGGACCACAGCAUGCUGAACUAAAACUGCACACUGUCUCCAAUCAAUCUCGACCUCGGCGCAUGGAGUAUUUAAAAAAAAAAAAAUCCAUUAUAAUUCCCUCAGAUUUAUUAUUCAGCCUUGCUGUCUGUUAUUUAUAAUAUAACAUUUUUCAGUCAUGGAUGAAGAUAAUAAGACAAAGAGCGAAAAGCAGCAUCUAACUGUCCAAAAAGCAUUGCAGCAAUGUGAAUUGGUCCAAAAUAUGAUAGAAAUCAGCAUCUCCAGUCUGGAAGGGUUAAGGACUAAAUGUGCCACAGCAAAUGACCUAACGCAAAAAGAAAUAAGAACACUGGAGGGUAAACUUGUGAAGUACUUCAGCCGUCAGCUUUCCUGUAAACGUAAUGUUUCUCUGCAAGAACGGAGUGCUGAGUUAGAGGGAUUUCCCCACCUCGUUCAUUGGUUUCGGAUUGUAAAUAUUCGCAAGGAAGUGAUAGAGGACAUUGCCCCUGAUCAACUGACUCUAGAAGCACUUUUGGAGAUGACUGAUGAAGACGUGUGUGAAACAGUGAAGAAAUAUGGGACAAACAGUGAGGAAUGUGCCAGAUUAAUUGCUUCAUUGUCCUGUCUACGAAGUGUUUAUAAAUCAGGGAGUGGCCAUUCCAGCCAAGACUGGGUCAUCCAAUGGCCUACAACAGAAACUGGGAAAGAGAAUACUCCUGUCAGCCAAGCGGAACCAGUCAUGUGGCCUGGAUGCAGCAUCACACUAAGCCCCAAGAUGCCAUCAAAGUUCAUGCAGCAAGACUUCCAUUCAGUGCCUGUGCUAGGAACCAAUUGUACUUACACAGAUAGACUGACCAUUGGAGAUCCGAUUGGGCUUUAUCCUACAUUUGAGAGUGGGCCAAGUUCACUGCCACCAUCUCCACGGCAGCGUCAUCCAAUUCAUACCCCCCCUCGGACUCCUCCUAUAGUAAAAACAAUGACACCUCCGGGAACACCACCUGUGAGGAGGAGGAACAAACUGAAACCACCUGGAACUCCUCCACCAACGUCUCGCAAAUUGAUUCACCUCAUUCCUGGCUUCACUGCACUACACCGAAGUAAAUCACAUGAGUUCCAGCUAGGAAACAGGGUGGAAGAAACGCAUACUCCAAAAGCAAAGAAAAAGAACAAGCCUCUAAAUCUGAAGAUACAUAAUAGUGUUGGCAGCUGUGAGAACAUCCCAGCUCAACGUUCUCCUCUUCUCUCAGAACGUUCUUUGCGCUCCUUUUUUGUUGGACAUCCAUCUUUUCUUCCUUCCACACCUCCAGUUCACACUGAUGCCAAUUUCUCAUCAAAUACAUUGUCAGUGCCUCGAUGGUCCCCACAGAUUCCCCGCAGAGAUCUUGGGAAUUCAAUAAAACACAGAUUUUCCACGAAGUAUUGGAUGUCUCAGACCUGCACAGUAUGUGGGAAAGGGAUGCUUUUUGGCUUGAAAUGCAAAAACUGCAAGUUGAAGUGCCAUAACAAAUGCACCAAAGAAGCUCCACCUUGUCAUUUACUAAUUAUUCAUCGUGGAGCAAGACUUGUGCGAACAGAAUCUGUGCCAUGUGACAUUAACAAUCCUCUUAAGAAGCCACCCAGGUACUCCGAUCUGCACUCCAGCCAAACACUGCCAAAAACCAACAAAAUUAAUAAGGAUCAUAUACCGGCCCCUUACCAGCCGGAUUCAAGCAGUAAUCCUUCAUCAACAACAUCUUCAACUCCAUCAUCUCCUGCACCACCUCUCCCUCCCAGUGCAACACCACCUUCACCUCUUCAUCCGUCACCACAGUGCAUUCGCCAACAGAAACCGUUCAACCUGUCAGGUACAACUCUUCAUUAUUCUGUUUCUGCCUUUUCUCUGUUGCAAGCUUCUCAUUAUUACAAGUACAAGCAGCAGUUCAUUUUUCCAGACGUCACACCUGAGACACAAAAUCGAACUCCACAAGUUGUCCUUCAUCCUGUCAACUCUGAUCCCACUGGAGGAAACCCAACACUUCGAGUGGAAGUGAAUGAGCCCACUUCAGAGAAUGAAGAUGCAAAUGAUGCUUCUAAGUCAGAUGGUUCGGAAGAUGACUUUGAGGAAAUGAAUCUAUCAUUAUUGUCUGCACGGAAUUUUCCACGGAAAGCAAGUCAGACCAGCAUUUUCCUCCAGGAAUGGGAUAUCCCAUUUGAGCAGCUGGAAAUUGGAGAACUCAUAGGCAAAGGACGCUUUGGCAAAGUCUACCAUGGUCGUUGGCAUGGAGAGGUAGCAAUCCGUUUGAUUGAUAUUGAAAGAGACAAUGAGGACCAUCUAAAACUUUUCAAAAGGAAAGUAAUGGCAUAUAGACAAACCCGACAUGAGAACGUGGUGCUGUUUAUGGGAGCCUGUAUGAGUCCCCCUCAUUUAGCUAUUAUCACCAGCCUCUGCAAAGGAAGAACUCUUUACUCUGUUGUAAGAGAUGCUAAAAUGGUGUUGGAUGUGAACAAGACCAGACAAAUUGCUCAGGAGAUUGUAAAGGGUAUGGGUUACCUACAUGCUAAAGGAAUUCUUCAUAAAGAUUUGAAAUCAAAGAAUAUAUUUUACGACAAUGGAAAGAUAAUCAUUACCGAUUUUGGACUCUUCAGCAUCUCUGGAGCUUUGCAAGAGGGCAGGAGAGAGAGUGAAAUGAGGAUCCCUAAUGGUUGGCUGUAUCAUCUGGCUCCUGAAAUUAUUCAACAACUCUCUCCAUCAACAGAUGAAGAUAAACUCCCGUUCUCCAAGCAAUCUGAUGUUUUUGCAUUUGGAACCGUAUGGUUUGAGUUGCAUGCACGUGAGUGGCCUUUCAAGAAUCAGCCCUCAGAUGCGAUAAUAUGGCAAGCCGGGCGAGGAAUGAAGCCGAAUCUAAGUCAAAUUGGUGUAGGAAAGGAGAUUGUGGAUAUCUUGCUUUUCUGCUGGGCCUAUGAGCAGGAGGAACGCCCUAGUUUCUCGAAGAUCAUGGAGCUGCUAGAGAAAUUACCCAAGAGAAACCGCCGGCUCUCUCACCCUGGACAUUUCUGGAAGUCAGCUGAGUAUGUUUCCCUUAGUUCCAAUGUGUGAACGUCCAGGCACACGUUGUCGGAUUUUGGAUCCAGCCUUUGCAUUUCAUGCAUUGCGUUCAGUUAACCAUUUGCUUUAUAGUGUUUCAAGCAGUUGUUGGACAAUUAAUCAUCCAAGGAUUCAAAACAUUGAGAAUCAUAAAGUGAAACUCAAAAUGAGUGUUGUAAACCUCAGUGUUAACUGAAUAAAAUGUGCAGCUGUAGCAGGCACUACAUUGCACAUCUUCUGGUAGCCCCUGCUCCAAUUGUCAGGAGAGAGAAUGCACAGCAUGGAAAUGUUGCUUGAUUUGGUUACUCAGAUUUGUUUAACUUUCAGAGGCGUGUACACAAUGUACUCUUGGAGAAAAGGCGACAAAGAUUUAUGUGAAUAAAAUGAGUGACGUGUUUGCCAAAAAUAUAAACUUGCAUGAACCUGUGACUCUUUUGCCUCCAUGAGGAAAGUUCCAAUUGUUCUAAAGGUCCCUCAGAUGAAUGGAACAUACAGUAAUUAGGAAAAGUGGCCUAGUUCACUUUCUGUGGAAAUCGUAAAAGACUACAUUACUGGGACAUCAUGCAAUUUUGACAUUGAGAAAGCAAAGGUAGAUCCAUAAGGAUUAUUGUCCUUUACUGCAGCAUGGUAACUGGAUUAGACAGUACCUUUGAGAGGUGAAGGAUAAAGUGUAAUCUUAUCAGGUGUUGAUGGUAUAUACAUUCUUAUUCCUUGAAAAAGGCUGCAAACAGCACAUAGUGCUCCUUAGUUGAUCAGUCAUGGUAUAUCAAAUCUUACCUACAUGGGUUUCAAAGCAAAGCAGAAGCAAAUUGCCACUGAGAGUCUUGAUCACAAACCCAGAAAUGAAGCAAGCGGGUUGAGCUUUAUGGACUUUUCUCAUUCGUACCUUCUUAAUGAGCUUAUUAUUAUCAGUAGCUGUGGUGUUCAUUCUGACCGAUUGCCUGUAAAGGGAUUCUGCUGUGUUGAGCUUUUAUUUUGCCAAUCUAUGGAAGAG